GGGGAAUCAAUGAAAUCCCGUGAGUUUUCCUGUGUGACGCUCUUGAUUGCUAGCGCUGAAUAGUAGCAGCAAAAUAUCAGAACAAUUCAUGAUGAGUUAUAGUGAAAAGCCGGAGGACAUAACGAGAGAAGAGUGGAUGGAGAAGCUCAACAAUGUCCACAUUCAGAGGGCCGACAUGAACAGGCUCAUCAUGAACUACUUGGUGACAGAGGGGUUUAAGGAGGCAGCUGAGAAGUUCCGUAUGGAGUCUGGGAUCGAGCCCAGUGUGGACCUGGAUUCUCUGGACGAGAGGAUAAAGAUCCGGGAGAUGAUCCUGAAGGGACAGAUACAGGAGGCCAUCGCACUCAUCAACAGCCUGCACCCAGAACUGCUCGAUACAAACCGCUACCUGUACUUUCACCUACAGCAGCAGCACCUGAUUGAGCUGAUCCGUCUGAGAGAGACUGAGGCAGCACUAGAGUUUGCUCAGUCCCAGCUGGCAGAGCAGGGGGAGGAGAGUAGAGAGUGUCUGACAGAGAUGGAGAGAACCUUGGCCCUGCUGGCCUUCGACAACCCUGAGGAGUCACCCUUCGGAGACCUCCUCAACACAAUGCAGAGGCAGAAGGUGUGGAGUGAAGUGAACCAGUCUGUGCUGGACUACGAAAACAGAGAGUCAACGCCCAAACUGGCCAAGCUCCUCAAACUGCUCUUGUGGGCUCAGAACGAACUUGACCAAAAGAAAGUCAAGUACCCCAAAAUGACAGACCUCAGCAAGGGCACAAUCGAGGACCCAAAGUGAGAGGACACCAGGCUGUGUAUGCUGGUGUAAACUCAUGGGACUCCCUCCUACCUAUUUAUACUCUGACAGAGACUGACUGAAACAAUAUUUUUUUCUUUCUUUUUGUGGGUUGCUUUUUGGGAGACUUUGAUAACACUGCAUAGUUUGUAUUUUAAAGUGACUUGCUGCCUGAAACGUAAAUGUCUGAAAUAUAAAUCCUUGUAUUUUAAUGAAGUAAAAUUAUAAGACAUGUCUGCAGUAGAUAGUUGUAUAUGAACAUUUCCUUUUUGCAGAUUUCACAGUUACACUAUUUUUUUUCUGUCUACUGGCAGGGAAAGUUAGCCAUCUUUGCAUAUGGAUGGUGUGUUAAAGCCUAAAUUAGGCUCUUGGGACUAUAACGUGUUAACUAAUAAACAAAUGAAUGAGGUUGUGGUGUUGGGGUAGAACAAUUGGUUCCCAUUGCUGUGGUCCGCUGUCUCAAUUACAGUACAUUUUGUUUUAAGUCGCUCUGGAUAAGAGCGUCUGCUAAAUUACGUAAAUGUAAUGUAAAUGUUUUUCUCAACAACAAAAAAACAUUUCAGUUUCUCAUGAAUUGUAGAGUAGGGGCCAAAGCUGGGUACUGACUGAAUGCUUCUAAGCUGCCAGUACCCUGUAAUGUCAGGGUUUUGUUGCAACCUUAGCUUUCAUCCUGUAUUAUCUUGAACCAACAAGAUUAUAAUGUGAAUACAUUCAGAGACAUAAAUUCAUCUAAUGAUGACAGUUUUACAACUGGAUUAUUUACAUUAUGGAAUAAAAUACUAUUUUGGAACACUUGA
Salmo salar (Atlantic salmon) is the source of this 1572-nucleotide messenger RNA. RefSeq names its product glucose-induced degradation protein 8-B homolog. Gene Ontology annotation, molecular function: protein binding. Lineage: Eukaryota; Metazoa; Chordata; Actinopteri; Salmoniformes; Salmonidae. The record is from RefSeq and is a predicted model, not a curated record.